AUGUAUCACUACUCCAGUCCACCACCCGGGUGGUCUGCCGCCUACGACUACCUCCAUUCUCCCUCUGCCCCGCACUAUACCUACUACAAUGCUCCCUACUCGUCACCGCACGCCUCCCCUCGCUCCGCCAAACGACACGCCUAUCGAGCCAGCUAUUCUGGGACCAAAGACGGUGGGCCGUACUACUCGACUUCUGGCGGACAGUACCCGUGGCACGGUUACUAUGAGAGCGUGCCUGAAUACGCCGCCACCCCGCGAAAGCAGCCCGAGCAUGUAAGUGGUGCUUUUGGUGAUGAAAGUCGGCCCAGGUCCCAUGGCUGGCAGAGACCGCGCCGUCCUUCCAUGCCUGGCAAAAGUCACUACAAUCACUUCUUCACCCCCCGGUCCCACAGACAGUCCGUCUUCUUUGAUGACGAUCGGUCUGACUCCGACCUUGAUGUAUACGAACACACUCCCCUCGGGGCCGGUGCUCGUUUCUAUGAAACCCGAACAUCGCGCCAUGAUGGCCACGGCCGCUCCAAAUAUGAAUCUCGUCGCAGGCACCCCACUGAUGCUUAUUUUGAUUAUGAUCAGGUUCCCCCCUCUGUAUACGAAGAGGCAGAUUCUCCAAAACGCUCCCGUGCCCGUCGCGCUUCCACUUCGGCCCGCACGCCGCAGAAGCCACCAAAGCCAACCACCACCACAAACCUCAAGACGCCGCCAAAAGCUACCGAGGAAGAUGCAAUCCGCGCCGGAAUACCCGCCGGCUUCUCGAUCAAGAAUUGGGACCCCACCGAAGCCCCUAUUCUCCUUCUCGGUAGCGUUUUCGACGCGAACUCGCUCGGGAAGUGGAUCUACGACUGGACCAUUUUCCACUACGGUGCGACGGCCCCAAUGUCGGAUGUCGCCGGCGAUCUGUGGUUGCUGCUUAUCAAACUCGCGGGCAAAGUGAAGAGAGCGGAUGAAUGCGCCCCGUUGAUUCGUUGCAGAGAGACGAGGGAGAUGGUCGAGGACUUCUUGGAGAGCGGUGAGCGGUUGUGGUGUCGCUUCAAGAAGCUGCUCAAGGCAUGCGAAUACUUCAUGUGGAAAGCCGCCAAGCGAGAAAGCGGAAAGAAUUCUGUCACCAUGGGUCGAAACGCCGGAUGCGAAUUCGUCGACUCUAUCUUCGGCCGGGAUCGGGAACUAGAAAAUACGGAGAAGUUGAUGAACAGUAUCCGGUUGUGGAACAUGCGGUUUGACGCAAACUGUGAAGAGAUCCUCCGACGGCCCACGGAGGUAUGA
Coccidioides posadasii C735 delta SOWgp is the source of this 1260-nucleotide messenger RNA. RefSeq lists its product as uncharacterized. NCBI's taxonomy places the organism in Eukaryota, Fungi, Ascomycota, Eurotiomycetes, Onygenales, Onygenaceae. The record is from RefSeq and is a predicted model, not a curated record.